This is a messenger RNA of Nematocida minor, 1209 nucleotides long. RefSeq lists its product as uncharacterized. The record is from RefSeq and is a predicted model, not a curated record. The coding region runs from base 1 to 1209 and encodes 402 amino acids. Lineage: Eukaryota; Fungi; Microsporidia. The transcript has a single exon.
AUGGAAGAAGUAGUGCUCGCUUACAACAAACUGACAGUUGGAAACAUAUCGAGCGUGUUUAAGCAGAUAGAGAGCUCGUACAGGAGAGAUAGCAGAGAGACAACAGAUGUAAUAAUAAAAAUACUCGCAGAAACAGAAAUAGAGAGCAACUUGCUUGCCGUCUCCUCAAUGCUCAAGCUAAUACACUCUGUGCUGGAUAAAAAAAUAGUUGAAGAAGUCAUCUCCAAAGUGCCAAACUUAAAUUUGUACUGCUACAUAUUUAACUACGGCCUGGUGGAUGAUGCAUUUGUCAAUUCGAAAGUGUCUGAUCUUAUAUCUUGCAAAGACUCUUUAUCUAUUCUAAAGAUACUCCAAAUGUGCAGCACGCUCCUAGACGAGUCUACGCUGGGCAUAAUAGACACAAAAAUGGAAGAUGAUGGAAGCAUUCUUUGCAAGUUCAUCAAAGAAUCAAUAAAAAUGAUCCGCAGAGGACAGAGCCCUUACAGAAACUAUCUGCAAGACGAGAUGAACAGCAUAAAAAACACAAUAGCAGGAAUCCUGUCAAAGUACGCAGAGACAAACACCAGUGUGAUCACAACAGCAACUGACGCAGAAGAAGUCAUUGCCGUCAAGUUUGGAAUGAACACUUCGCUAAAGAAAAAGAUAUUUGCCAUUCUCACAAACAGCCAAGACUACAUCGAGGCGCAGAGAGCCCUCUACAAACAAAUCAUAAGAAAAGUCUGGCACAUUGAAGAAAUAGUUAAAAUAUCAAUUGGGCUGUGCAUAGCUGAGAAGAGGUACAACACAUACUACUCUUCGUUAAUUACCUCUCUAUAUGACACUUCGUCUGCAAACCACAAAAGCACAGUUAUGAAGUACAUCUACCAAACAAUCGACGAAAAGGUAGAAACUCUUUCCAAGCUAAACAUCAAGGAAAUAUACAACCUGGGAAUGCUAAUGGGCACUUUCUACUCGGUGGGAAUAAACACUCUGCGGCCCGUGGUAAACCUAGGGCUUAUUAUAAAGAAGGAAGAAGUCCUUGUGAGAGUUCUGAUAAAAAAUAUUUUAAAUUUGCAUCUCCAAAAGAAGAUCAAAAAGUUCAGAAAAAUGAAAGAGGCAAGUGCUUUUAAGAGCUUUUAUGCGAACAGUAUCAUAGACGGGUCUUUUUUGAAGACAGAGAAUAGAGAAGAUUUGGACGCUCUGUAUCGCGAGAUGUUUAUACAAAUUUAA